GAUGACUUCGAAAAUGACAGAGACAACAACAUGACUAUGGGUCUAAGUGGUCAUCGGUUCGCUAAAGGAUUGCCUUGUCUUAUCUUGCUUGUGAUUAUUUAUUUAUGAUUGAAUGUUUUAUGAAUUGUGAAUAUGUGUUUAGCACAUAACUAUCCUCGAACUAGUUUGGUUGGCUUUAGGAUUUAUGAUAUAUAAAAUUUCAUCAACAUUUGAAUAUGGCUUCGGAUGGGCUUCAGAAUGGAACGUCAAGAAGUACAUGCUUUUGGUGCAUUCGGGCAGUUAAAUGGAUACCAGUAUUAUUUAUUGUUACGAUUGUAAUGUGGUCUUACUAUGCAUAUGUCAUUCAAUUAUGUUUUCUUACAGUAAACAGUGACUUAGAAAAAGUAUUUUACUUACUGUUUUUCCAUAUAUUAUUUGUAAUGUUUUUCUGGUCUUACUGGCAAACUAUAUUUACUGAAAUUGGAACAGUACCUGUGAAGUUCAAAAUACCACGUAGCGAAAUGAAUUUAUUAUUACAAGCUGAAAGCACAGAUCAGCAAAAAAGGAUUUUAGAUAAUUUUUCUUCUAACUUGCCUACUACAAAUAGGACUGCUAGUGGAGUAGCUCGUUAUUGCGAUAAAUGUCAACAUAUCAAACCUGACAGAGCACAUCAUUGUAGUGUGUGUGGUACAUGUGUUUUAAAAAUGGAUCACCAUUGCCCUUGGGUUAAUAAUUGUGUAUCAUUCUUUAAUUAUAAGUAUUUUAUCUUGUUCCUGGGAUAUGCUCUCAUAUAUUGCCUUUACAUAUCUUUUACAAGUUUGCAUUACUUUAUUUUAUUUUGGAAAGGUGAAUUGGAAGGCAUGGGUCGAUUUCAUAUACUAUUUUUAUUUUUUGUUUCAAUAAUGUUUGCUGUCAGUCUUGUUAGCCUGUUCUGUUAUCAUUGUUAUUUAGUGUUACAUAACCGAUCAACUUUAGAAGCUUUUCGUGCUCCAAUAUUUCGAACUGGACCUGAUAAGGAUGGCUUUAGCUUAGGAAAGUACAAUAAUUUUCGAGAGGUAUUUGGCGAUAAUCCAAAAACUUGGUUAAUUCCAGUGUUUACCAGUUUGGGAGAUGGGGUCAUAUAUCCUGUUCAAGCACAGCAUCAAGUUAAUGUGUAUGAUUCUAUGGGAAACACACAAGCAAGUAUGGGGGAUGGAAUUGUUUUUCCCCUGUGUGUUAAAGAUGAAGAUGCGGAAGCUUUACUGUCAGGUGGAGAUCGGUGGCAAGAUGACUCUCUAUUUGAACCCGUUUCAACCACAGUGCAUUAAUAUUGUAGUUUCAGAAAAAUUUAUAUAAAUUGUACUCGUCAAGAUCGAAUGACGUUAUUUAC
This is a messenger RNA of Ctenocephalides felis (cat flea), 1348 nucleotides long. Its product is annotated as palmitoyltransferase ZDHHC15B-like. Lineage: Eukaryota; Metazoa; Arthropoda; Insecta; Siphonaptera; Pulicidae. Bases 216 to 1286 code for a protein of 356 amino acids. Gene Ontology annotation, molecular function: protein-cysteine S-palmitoyltransferase activity. Gene Ontology annotation, cellular component: endoplasmic reticulum; Golgi apparatus. The transcript has 8 exons. The record is from RefSeq and is a predicted model, not a curated record. Gene Ontology annotation, biological process: synaptic vesicle maturation; peptidyl-L-cysteine S-palmitoylation; protein targeting to membrane.